AUGAGUCUGGGCAUCAUGGAGGAGGAAGACCUGGCCGAGUACUUUCGGCUACAGUAUGGGGAGCGGCUGCUACAACUGUUGCAGAAGUUCCCGAACAUUGAGAACCAGUCGGAGUCUCCAUCCAUCCGGCUCCUGGAGAAGAAGAAGGAAGCCAAGAUCAUGCACCGGGCUAUGGAGCAGAAGAAGGAGAUAUUUCAGCGCCGUAUGGAAACCCUGAACCUGCGCUGGGAGGAACUGGGUGUCAAGGAGGCCCAGCUGAAGGCCCACAUCCAGAAGUUCGAGCAGUUCAUCCAGGAGAACGACCAGAAACGGAUCCGGGCCCUGAAGAAGGCCAACAAGGAGCGGGAACUGAAGAGGCAGCGCCUGCGAGAGCUGGCCACGGCCAAGCAGGAGAUGGCGGCCUUGCGGCUGGAGCACCAGAGGCUGAGCGGGAGGCUCCAGGACUACUCCGUCUUCAACAAGUACCUGGAGAAGGUGGUGGAGAGCUCGGAGUUCGAAGAGAUCCACGAGGUGAUUUCGCGCUACAAGACGCUGGUGAGCAUGCACCAGGACCUGAUGCAGUCGGCGCAGGAGGGCCAGGAGAAGAUCGAACGCGCCAAGGCGCGGCUGGCGCGCUACAUGGAGGAGAAGGACGACGAGAUCCUGCAGCACAACAACGAGCUGGCACGACUGCAGAUGCGCUUUGACCGAGCCCGCAGCGAUGUCAUCAUCUGGGAAUCUCGCUGGGCUCACAUCCAGAACACCGCCGCCAAGAAGACCCUCUUGCUUGGCACCAUUAAGAUGGCGACGCUGAAUCUCUUCCAGAUCGUGAGCAAGCAGCUGAAGGAGACCACCACCGUGUCCCUGGAGGACACGCACAAACAGCUGGACAUGAUCCAGCAGUUCAUUCAGGAUCUGUCGGACAUCUGGGCAGAGGUGAGGAAGAAGGAACAGCAGCAAGUACGGGUUUAAGAAGCAGCCGCGGUUCCAGAACGUUCUGAGGCGGAGACUGAGAGAGGAUAGGUUUCCGGUGAGCUCGCGGUCCCGUCAGCCCAGCUCAGCCAUCUGGGACCCCUGUGCCUUUGUGCUGGCGAACACCCUGCCAUUUCCCCACCUCAGGCCUCAGUCCCUCCCCUCCCUGAAAACAUUAAAUUCUGUAAGGUGUUUCU
Messenger RNA from Enhydra lutris kenyoni (northern sea otter), 1148 nucleotides. RefSeq names its product coiled-coil domain containing 42. Gene Ontology annotation, biological process: spermatid development. The transcript has 7 exons. NCBI's taxonomy places the organism in Eukaryota, Metazoa, Chordata, Mammalia, Carnivora, Mustelidae. The record is from RefSeq and is a predicted model, not a curated record. The coding region runs from base 1 to 951 and encodes 316 amino acids.